Messenger RNA from Aspergillus homomorphus CBS 101889, 825 nucleotides. RefSeq lists its product as uncharacterized. The transcript has 4 exons. Lineage: Eukaryota; Fungi; Ascomycota; Eurotiomycetes; Eurotiales; Aspergillaceae. The record is from RefSeq and is a predicted model, not a curated record. The coding region runs from base 1 to 825 and encodes 274 amino acids.
AUGGACAUGCCGGCUUCACCUCGACGCCCCGGCUGUUACAAAGCCGCCAUGUGCCGUGGCAAGAAUGCGUUACCGAAUCCAGAAAGGCAGCAAGCGCAUUUAGAUCAUCCUCAGCACCUCGAGAAUUGCACCGACAGAAUUACUCUUGCGCGUAUUAAAGACCUGAAAGACGGGCACUCGGGCUGCUAUUCAGAACCAGAGAUGCUACCAUCUCUUCGUCGAGGGCCAACGGUCUGUCAGGCUCGCAUUGCCAAUUUGGUCUUUGCAGUCUCAUAUGGGAAUGCUUGGAUCGCUCUCUCGGAGACGCUUGCACUCCCUUUUGGGACAAGUUCUUAUAGUCCAGCCAACAAAGUGGACCUCGGGCUUGACCUCGGAGAACUGUGGGAUCUGAGGCCGUUCAUCAUAGGUGGCAUCGUUCAUGCAGUCGGACUGCGCUGCGGGUUCCCAAUCGAGAAAGGGGUUUGGACGUCGUUCCGGCGUUUCGGCAGCCAUGGUUUCGUCGGAGUAUUGCUGUCCCCAUCCUUUUUAAUAUUGACAGGAGCACGACUGAGAGACGCGACGGCUACCAUGGUUUUGUUGCUCAACCCUUUCAAUGGGCUCGCUGAUAACAAGUAUCAAAGAAACUAUGGGCCGCACCACACGCCAACAUCACUCCCGAUCAUUCACUCCUUCCAAAACCCCAGGACGCCGUGGAUCUCCGGGAAGUCGAUUUUGCACGGCGGCAUUGAAAAAAUCAAUGGCAGAGUUCGCAGCUGGUUCUCGACAGUGGGAAAGAUUUCGUUCCAUCGCCGCCAUGGCGAUAGCGAUGUAUUUAUUUCAUAUUAG